Lycium barbarum (goji berry) is the source of this 1784-nucleotide messenger RNA. RefSeq names its product probable galacturonosyltransferase-like 9. Gene Ontology annotation, molecular function: glycosyltransferase activity. The transcript has a single exon. Lineage: Eukaryota; Viridiplantae; Streptophyta; Magnoliopsida; Solanales; Solanaceae. The record is from RefSeq and is a predicted model, not a curated record. Gene Ontology annotation, cellular component: Golgi apparatus. The coding region runs from base 340 to 1488 and encodes 382 amino acids.
CCAUGCCUUCCAGAAAUUUUAAAUAGUGACAGCCAAAAACCUCAAUCAAAAAAUCCCAUUAUCUCUCUCUCUCUCUCUCCAUUUCUAUCUCUAUUUAUGGUAACAAAAUCAAUACUAGUGAUUUUCAAGUAAUAAUCACUCAUAAAACAGUGUUUUUGGUCGAAUUUACCAUUCUUGAACACAUCUGUACGUUCAAUAUGUAUAUAUAUGGUAAUUCAUUAACCUUUCUUUGGCCUUUCCUCUUCCACAACUCUCCCUUUCCUUCUUCUUCUAUAAUGCUCCAUCAAUAACAAGAAAAUACUCAAAAUAUUCUCAAGAAAAAAAAACCCAUAAACCCAUAUGAUAAUGGGUAUUUUUGGGUUUGAUAUUUCUCUUUGUUUUCUAUUAAUUCUUGUUUUUUCUCCAUUUGGGUGUCUUGGAAUACGUAGUUUCCCUGAAGAAAGACGUUUUAUCGAGGCACCAGAGUACCGUAACGGCGUUACAUGUCCUUUAACGGCAAAAACAACAUCGUUAACGUCAUGUGAUCCUUCGUUAGUCCACGUGGCAAUGACACUUGACUCCGAAUACUUACGUGGAUCAAUGGCAGCCGUUCAUUCAGUUCUCCGACACGCGUCAUGUCCAGAACACAUCUUCUUCCAUUUCAUCGCCGCUGAAUUCGACGCGUCUAGCCCGCGCGUGUUAACACAGCUCGUUAGAUCAAUAUUUCCUUCACUAAACUUCAAAGUUUAUAUUUUCCGUGAAGAUACGGUUUUAAAUCUCAUUUCAUCUUCAAUUCGACAAGCAUUAGAAAACCCGUUAAAUUACGCACGUAAUUACUUGGGUGAUAUGCUUGACACGUGUGUGACACGUGUCAUUUAUCUAGACUCCGAUGUUGUUCUUGUUGAUGAUGUUCAGAAGUUAUGGGGGGUCCACUUAUCCGGGUCAAGAAUCAUUGGAGCACCCGAAUAUUGUCAUGCAAAUUUUACCAAGUAUUUUACUGACACGUUUUGGUCUGACCCGGAUUUGAGCGGGGUAUUCGGGUCAAGAAAAAGAAACCCGUGUUAUUUUAAUACGGGUGUUAUGGUUAUGGAUUUAAAGAAAUGGAGAGAAGGUGAUUAUAGAAAGAAAAUAGAGAGUUGGAUGGAAUUACAAAGACAAAAAAGAAUAUAUGAAUUGGGUUCAUUACCACCUUUUUUACUUGUUUUUGGUGGGCUUGUUGAGCCAAUUAAUCAUAGAUGGAAUCAACAUGGGCUUGGUGGUGAUAAUGUAUUGGGCUCAUGUAGGUCAUUACAUCCAGGUCCAGUAAGUUUGUUACAUUGGAGUGGUAAAGGAAAACCAUGGGUUAGACUUGAUGAGAAGAGACCUUGUCCUUUGGAUUAUUUAUGGGAACCUUAUGAUUUGUAUAAGGUUAAUUAUCAGAGGAGUAAAAUGAGACUUCAUCAGAGGAGUAAUAAUUUGGAUUUUUCUAGUAGUACCAAUCUUUUUGGUUACUCUAAUUAUUUCAUUUGAUGUCAUUCUUUUUACUUUUUUGGUUUUAUUUUUUUGACAAGGUUGAUUUUAAGUGAUUCUUUGAUAGCCUUGUACAGAUUGAUUACUUGGAAAAAAAAAAAAAGGAGAGAGAAAUUUAAUGGGUCAUUAGUUGAAAAUUUACUGGGGAUGUAAUGUGUUUUGUUCUUUAGGGAUUAAAGUUCAUUACAUGAAUUUUUUACUGGUUCCACGGACUUGGAACAAUUUUGGAGAAUUCAUUCUAUUUGUUUGUUGGACAUACUUUGAGAAGAGGAAUAAUUCGUUUCUUGUUUCUCUCA